Messenger RNA from Ostrinia nubilalis (European corn borer), 1677 nucleotides. It is a transcript of the gene Zmynd10, whose product is annotated as zinc finger MYND domain-containing protein 10. The record is from RefSeq and is a predicted model, not a curated record. The coding region runs from base 87 to 1457 and encodes 456 amino acids. Gene Ontology annotation, cellular component: centriolar satellite; cytoplasm. Lineage: Eukaryota; Metazoa; Arthropoda; Insecta; Lepidoptera; Crambidae. Gene Ontology annotation, biological process: motile cilium assembly; inner dynein arm assembly; outer dynein arm assembly. The transcript is spliced from 10 exons.
GACAUAUUGAUCAAACGUUACUACAGUUACUGGAUAAUUUUUCAUAAUAAAAAUGAACUCGAAUUGUUAAAGAAAAAUCUAAGAAAAUGGUUGAUAAAGAUCCCCAAUUAAGAGCGCUAGAAAUAGGAGAGGUUGAUAUGUUUGUGGAAAGCAUGGAACCAGCGCGUAUAGAAAGUAUUGGGAAUCAAGCCUGGAUAGACUGGCACAUAAGGCUUCAGAAAAUAAACCAACAAACUGUACUAGAGGCGCAGUCAAUGCAAGAAGAGUUUACCAAGGAGUUACUUAUAUCUUGUGGAAAGUUACCUGUACUAGUCCGCGAAGCCAUAUGCAUCCAAGUAUGGCGCCUGAAGAUAUACCCUCAAAUUUUGAAACUGGAGCUGUCUCCACAACAUACUUUUGGCAUUUACAUAGUGCUGUAUCAUGAGGCUGUAGCAGUGGGUCUUCUGGAAACUGUGCUGUUCCAUGAAGACGGAGCUCAGUGCGUAAGCGAGGUGAUGGUAGACUUGCUGCACUAUGCAAUCGAGCAGUUGACUACUCUGCUGGCUCUGAUAAAUGACAACUACUUGAAGCCACGAUCGGCCAAUGACAUUGAAAAUGAGACGCCAGACCAGGAGCUGGAAAGGCAGAAACGUGAUCUCCAGUUUAAUAUUAGCAUGAGAUGUAUAACUAUUGUACGCUACAUAGCAGAGCAUAUGGAAUCUGUGGGGGUGGGUGCGUCGAUGGCGACCGACUUAUACAAGACCCACGAUGUGCCGUCGCUGCUGGCGCACCUGAUAUCGCUGCGCCCGUGGACGCGCUCCAACGACAGCGGCGAGCAGCAGAUUUUCAUCCACGGCCGCUGGUCGAAGCCUUCUUCUGAGGACCUGUCGCAAAUGCACCGCAGCGAGGCGCAGCUGUGGCUGUGUCUGCGACAGCUGUUGUUGGAGCCUCGUCUCCCGCACCACUACACCAUUGAUGACACACGCCGCAGUACCUUCUGUAGGCUGGAAGCAAAGUUGACGGAAGACAUGUUGGACCAGAUCCCGCCUCUGAUAGACCUGAAGACGUUCCUGUGUCGGCUGUCAGUCGGCGACUACUCCAGCUUGCACAACCGCACUAAUGGCGUGAGAGGAGGCCCAGGCUGCACGCUCAUUGCGCUGGUUCCGCAGAUCAAAGACGAGUAUCUAAAACAAGUCCACAAACGCACGAAGCAGCUUGCUAAGAUGCACAUCGAACGAUUCUUUCUGAACGGCUCAGAGGAGUCCCGCGACGUGGCCAAGAAACUCGUGGAGUCUUACACCAGUGAUGCGGCGUUGGCUCUGGACAGCGGCGGAGCCAAGUGUGCUAAGUGCGGCGACAAGGCUAGCAAGAAAUGCUCUAGGUGUAAGAGCGAGUGGUACUGUGGCAGGGAAUGCCAAGUGCAGCAAUGGCCGAAACACAAAGAUAUCUGCGAUCAGUUCGCCAACCUAGCUGUUUAAGUUUUUACUAAGACAAGAGAAAUAAGGCUGUCGUAUCCCUAUACUUUUCUGUAGUUUCCUCUUAUUUUAGCAAUAUAGUAAUUAUUGUUUUAUUUAUGUAUGUAUAUUAAGGGCUAUAGUUGUGUACUUUUCGAAAAAAAUGUUACCUAAGGUUGAAACAUGAGCCCAUGAUUGUGUUAUUGAAAGUAACUUGGAUAGUAAUAAAAAGAAAUUCAAUUUU